UGGAAGAAUCGGAUAUCAUCGAUCUUGAGAAACGCUAUUGGCUCCUGAAAGCUCAAUCAAGAACUGGCCGUUUUGAUCUGGAAACAUUUGGCCUUCUGGUUUCCCCUCCUAUUCAUCCAUCGCUGAGCGAAGGCCUGUUUAACGCCUUUGAUGAAAACCGCGACAAUCACAUAGACUUCAAGGAAAUCUCAUGUGGACUCUCGGCUUGCUGCAGGGGACCGCUGGCAGAACGGCAGAAGUUUUGCUUCAAGGUUUUUGACGUUGAUCGAGACGGGGUUUUGUCUAAGGUUGAACUCGAAGAAAUGGUCGUGGCCCUUUUGGAAGUCUGGAAAGAUAACCGUAUUGAUAACAUUCCAGAGCUGCACAUGAAUUUGCCUGAUAUUGUAGAAGAUAUUCUAAAGUCACACGACACUACCAAGCUUGGUCAUCUCACCCUUGAGGAUUAUCAGAUCUGGAGUGUGAAGAGUGCUCUUGCCAACGAAUUCCUGAAUCUGCUUUUUCAGGUGUGCCAUAUAGUCUUAGGUUUAAGACCUGCCACUCCAGGAGAUGAAGGACAAAUCAUUAGUCUGCAUUCCAAUCCGAUUCCCUCCGCCCCCGAGUUCGUUGGCAAGCUGAGAAAUAUCCUUUCGGCCACCACUCCCAAUGCCGAGACAUGUUUCGCUCGACAACUUAAUUCUUCAGACAACAACAAUCAGUGCCUCCUUGCAUCUAAUGGGAAUAUCUUACUGCAGUUGCUGAAUCCACAGCGGCCUGGAGCAAUUGAUAAUCAGCCACUUGUAACGCAAGAGCCCGUGAAG
This is a messenger RNA of Protobothrops mucrosquamatus (brown spotted pit viper), 797 nucleotides long. Its product is annotated as ubiquitin carboxyl-terminal hydrolase 32-like. The annotation marks the transcript as partial. NCBI's taxonomy places the organism in Eukaryota, Metazoa, Chordata, Lepidosauria, Squamata, Viperidae. Gene Ontology annotation, molecular function: calcium ion binding. The record is from RefSeq and is a predicted model, not a curated record. The transcript has 8 exons.